Messenger RNA from Exophiala aquamarina CBS 119918, 2736 nucleotides. RefSeq lists its product as uncharacterized. Gene Ontology annotation, molecular function: potassium ion leak channel activity. Gene Ontology annotation, biological process: stabilization of membrane potential; potassium ion transmembrane transport. The record is from RefSeq and is a predicted model, not a curated record. Gene Ontology annotation, cellular component: membrane. Lineage: Eukaryota; Fungi; Ascomycota; Eurotiomycetes; Chaetothyriales; Herpotrichiellaceae. The transcript has a single exon. The coding region runs from base 1 to 2736 and encodes 911 amino acids.
AUGGGCUAUGAUCAUGCCGAACAAAAAGAGUUGGAUGCUCCCGUAUCCAACUCCAGCUCGAGCUCUGGUGCCAGUAUCGGUGAGAAGCGGAGACAAUGGGACGAGCCCGACCAGAGCAGGGACUCUAUAACCACUCUACCGGAUGAGAAGGGCAGACAGGAGAAAGAUUUUCAAAAGAAGCAUGGACACUCCUUAGGAAAGCUGAGGUUGAGGUCUGCGGAUGACGACCAGCCCACUGACUGGUGGUUCGCCUCCACUGCCAUUCCUCUCAUUGCCGCCACCUUUGCACCAAUGGCCAACUUACUCUCCAUCGCUGCCUUGGUUGUCUCCUGGAGGAAUAAUGUCAUCGAGCCGGAAAACGACAUCACCUACCAGUCCACCUCGGUUCCCUACCCAGACCCUCGCUGGUGUAUCAACCUUAACAUUGCCUCCCUGGUCUGCGGUUUCGUUGGCAAUCUCUUUCUGUUGUUCAACUUCACGAAACGAAUCCGCUACAUUGUCGCCCUACCAGGUACUAUCAUCUUCUUCUACCUCGCUUCGGGAAUUUUGAUCGGGAUCACUGUGUCGAUGGACAUCCAUGACCCUCCUGGAGUCGACCAGAUCUACUCACAAGGAUUUUGGAAUGCAGUCCUUGCGGCUUGUCUCUACAUGUUCAAUUCUAUGAUACUCAUGAUCAACAUGUGGGGUUACUUCCUCGGCCAUUAUCCUCAGCAUUUCGCCUUGUCGGAUGAACAGCGAAAUCUUAUUCUUCAAACCAUGAUGUUCUUCAUCUGGCUCGGUGGCGGUGCUGCCAUUUUCUCGAAGAUCGAGCCGGCCUGGUCAUAUCCUGACGCACUGUAUUUCUGUGAUGUCACUAUUCUGACCAUUGGCUUUGGUGAUUAUUACCCCACAGACGACGUUGGGCGCGGCCUUGUCUUUCCGUAUUCGGUUGGCGGAACUAUCAUUCUGGGUCUCAUGGUGAGCUCCAUACAUAAAUUCGCCGGAGAGUUGAGUACUGUGAACGUCCUGAGAAAGCACAUCGAAGCUAGAAGAGUAAACACUCUGUCUCGAGUCGUGACUGUCGACAAGGAGGAGGAAAAGAGGAACACCCUCGAGGCCGAGUUCGAGCAGUUGCGUCACCACCACCUGCCCAUCUCAGCGCCGUUGCCCAAUCCUCAAAUUCAGAGAGAUCUAGAUGCCGCUGCGGCCAGCGCAGACGAAGAAAAUCGUCAGGAGAGGCACAUUGAAUUCACAAACUCCAACGCGGAAACACCAAAGAAAGAGGACGUUCCAGAGGAGGAGCAUCACCCUCACCCUCACCAAUUUCUAAACUCCGCAUUUCACAAUGGCCCAAUUCGCAAAACCUUGAGACUGAUCACCAAACAGGUCAACACGAUGAAGAAGGCUCGAACUGGGUCGCAGAAAGUCAUUCUCAUGCGCGAAGAGAAGGAUCGCUUUGAUGCGAUGCGAAAUAUCCAGCUCAAUGCCAAAAAGUUCAAGAAAUGGUAUGCAUUGAUGGUCUCCGUCAUCGCCUUCGGUAUUCUGUGGUGUGCUGGUGCCAUCGUAUUCUGGCGGGCCGAGCGACGCACACAGGACAUGAGCUAUUUUGAGGCUCUUUACUUUUGCUAUGUUAGUCUUUUGACUAUCGGCUACGGUGACCUCAGCCCGAAAAGUAAUCCUGGCAAGGCCUUCUUCGUGGUGUGGUCUCUGAUAGCGGUUCCGACCAUGACAAUCCUCAUCUCCGACAUGGGUGAUACCGUUAUCUCGAGUUUCAAACGUGGUACGUUCAAGCUCGGUGAUGUGACCGUUCUGCCCAAGGCGGGAUUAUGGAACGAAAUCCUCAAAAGGAACCAGUGGCUAUGGAAUUGGAUGAGCAGAAAAGCUGAAAAGAACCGAAGGAAAACCGGCCUUCCAGUAGGGCCAGCCCAGUGUGAUGGCCUCCCCAAUUUGACCAUUGAAGAACUCGCAAACGAGACUCCGAGUGAAGCUGAAAUGACAAAGCGGCUUGUCUGGGCGAUUCGAAAAACAGCAGAGGACCUGCAACAUGCGCCAGGGACACAAUAUAGCUACGAGCAGUGGUGCGAAUUUACACGUCUGAUUCGUUUUAGUAAAACUGGACUGUCACGCCUGGACUACGAUGAAGACAGAGACGGGGUUGUGGAAUGGGAUUGGCUUGAGGAAAGUAGUCCAAUGCUCAGCGGACAGACUGAACCCGAGUGGAUCUUGGAUCGGCUCUGUGAAAGUCUUCUGCGGCUGUUGAAGCGGAAUAUGCUUGAUUACCAGAGUGCACCGAAUUCGGCGUUUCCUACCUCGGCUAGUACCGAUCCCUCAAUGUCCAACCUAUCACGCCAAAAUACUUCUUUUAAUGAUGAAUGGUGGAACUCGAAAAUCGGAGAUUCCACUGACAAAGGCAAAGCCCCUGACCAAUCCGGAAUUUCGCCUAGGGAAGAACGUCAGCGGAGAGCUUCUGGUGCAGACGCAAUUCUCACCUUCUUCACCGGCAACAGGAGAGGUACACAUACAUAUGCUUCUGAUGCUCCACUCUGGAGCAAGAAGGCACAAGAGAAGCAAAAGGAAAGAAGGAGAAGCAGCACAAUGAAGAAGCGAAGGGGCCCUUUCAGCCAACUUCAACACUCUGAGCGGACUGGUCCAAUUGGUGGCGCACGAGGUGGAGCAGGUUUGAGGACGCUCAAGAUGCGACAUUUUGCUGGAGACGGCACUGGCGCUAGGGGCUCUCGGCGUAGGGAGGACGAUUGA